GCUCGGCCGCGGCCUUACGUCGCGGUGACGUCAUCAGCGGCCGCCGGCAGUAUGGGCGUUGUCCUUGGAGACAGUUGCAGAAGCAACGGUUGACCCUGACAGGACCUCCUAUGUCCUCCGGCACGUAACAUGGCUACUGCUCGGGGGGCAGAUUGCGAGAAUGGCACUGAUGGCGACAUUUCAGAAGAUCCAGAAAGACAGGCAUUAGAUUAUGUAUCCAGGGUACUUGGCACUCUCGCCCUGCCGGACAAAGUCCAGCAACUCCCACACACGCUGCCCGUGGAGGCUCAGGGCUGCAUCAAGCAUGAAGGUUUGAAGAAAUCUCCAGUGACCGGUGACCAUGGGGAGACGUUAUCUCUGCUCUUGCUUCUUCCCCUGGAGCUGAUCCUGCACACGUUGUCUUAUCUCGACCCACGCUUCAUCCUCGACGUAUUGCCUCUUGUGUGCCGCACUCUCCGGGACAUUGUGGCAGAUGAGGUGACGUGGAGGUUGCGGGUUCAGAGAAGGAUAGGUGCUAAUUUUCCAGUAGUAGAACAAGAACAGUUUGAUUGGCCAGCUGCCUGCAUUGAAUUAGAAGAGCAGGUGUCUAACUGGUCAGAUAAAGGAAAGAAGACAGAGCAUUUCUCACUGGGUGAAGGCCAUUUUGCCCCUGUGGAUGCAGUGCUGUUAUUGGAGAAGGGAUCGCUGUGUGUCUCUGGGUCCCGAGACAGAAAUGUGAUUCUGUGGGACCUGAAACAACUCGGUAAAAAACAAGAAAAAGUAAAGUGCACGGUGCUGGGAGCUGCGAAAACAGGAACACACAAGGGAUGGGCCUGGUCACUUGCUGCCUGUGACACUUGUGUCUGCUCGGGCUCCUGGGAUAGCACCAUGAAGAUAUGGGACAUGGCGGCAGAUGGGCAGCAGGUUGGAGAGAUCCGAGGGCGAGCUGCAAUCCUGUGUCUAGGUUAUCUACCUGACAUCUUGGUUGCAGGAUCCUAUGACAAGAGGGUAACCAUGUAUGAUCCAAGAGCGUCAAAUCCAUUGAUUAAAUCCAGAAGGCUACAUUCCAGGCCGGUGUUGUCACUAGUGGCCGAUGACCGUCACGUUGUGUCAAGCGGAGAGGACCGAACAUUGGUGGUGUUUGACCGCAGGGCGAAUGCUGUUUCGCAGACCGUACAGAUGGACAACUACCUGUUCUGCAUGACCUAUGAGGCACCACAGCUAUGGGCAGGAAACAACCAAGGACUAAUCCAUGUGUACGGAAGCCACGGAGGGACAUUCCAGCACCUGCGGUGUUUUGAUGUAGGUCACACCUCCCAGAUCACUGGGAUCUGCCACUCAGCAGGAACACUCUACUCAACUUCCACUGAUAAAACUAUGAAGGUCCACAUUCCGACUGACCCUCCACGUACGCUUCACACACUGACACACAGUCAUGUGGUCAAUGGGGUCAGCGUGGCUGGAGACACUGUGGCUGCUGCCGGAGAGCAAACCGUGGAGAUCUGGAGGUUUCCAGAAUAAAAUCUUUUGCCUCCA
This is a messenger RNA of Nanorana parkeri, 1515 nucleotides long. It is a transcript of the gene FBXW9, whose product is annotated as F-box and WD repeat domain containing 9. Gene Ontology annotation, cellular component: preribosome, large subunit precursor. The record is from RefSeq and is a predicted model, not a curated record. Gene Ontology annotation, molecular function: protein binding. Bases 130 to 1500 code for a protein of 456 amino acids. The transcript is spliced from 11 exons. Lineage: Eukaryota; Metazoa; Chordata; Amphibia; Anura; Dicroglossidae.